Molecule: messenger RNA, 615 nt
Organism: Dictyostelium discoideum AX4
Lineage: Eukaryota; Evosea; Eumycetozoa; Dictyosteliales; Dictyosteliaceae
Exons: 1
Coding region: 1-615 (204 amino acids)
Source: RefSeq, a predicted model, not a curated record
AUGAAACUCUUAUUUUCAAUUAUAUUUUUAAUCUUUUCAAUUAACUCAGUUUUUUCAAAAAAUGAAACAAUUGUAUUAACUCCAUUCAGAGAUUCAAAAUGCACUCAAGUUGGUGGUGGUAUUGGUUAUGGUUAUAUGCCAGAAUUGACAUCUAUGAAUUCAAAUUUAAUUCAAGUUUUUGGAAAUUUUUAUGACCUUUUAGAUUUCUCUGAAUCAACAAAAAGUGAUCAACUCAAGAUGAGCGUACUUGGUUCAAAUGGAAAACCUUAUGUUACAGAGAUAUUCAAUUUUAAUACAUGCCAAUAUUCAACCUAUUUUAAAGGUUAUUAUUUAGUUGAAUUGAAUGCUGAUUUACCAAAAAAUUCAUUACAAUUUAAUGUAUGGAGUAAAUCUGGUAGUUUUGGUGACCCAUGUAGUAUUGAUAAUUAUCAAAACUUUACUUUUGUAACAAAUGGUACAACAGUUGAUUAUGAUAAUCAAAGUUCAACUCAAGAAUUUACUUGUGUAGAAGGAAUUCCAUACAUCACAAUUUGUGGUGAUAAUUCUAAUUCCUGUAAUACAAACCAUUUAACUACAUGUUUUGAUGCUCAAUAUAAAGCAACUUGCAUUAAUUAA